Neopelma chrysocephalum (saffron-crested tyrant-manakin) is the source of this 1037-nucleotide messenger RNA. RefSeq names its product NOP2/Sun RNA methyltransferase family member 3 (gene NSUN3). Gene Ontology annotation, cellular component: mitochondrial large ribosomal subunit. The record is from RefSeq and is a predicted model, not a curated record. Gene Ontology annotation, biological process: rRNA methylation. The transcript has 4 exons. The annotation marks the transcript as partial. Lineage: Eukaryota; Metazoa; Chordata; Aves; Passeriformes; Pipridae. Gene Ontology annotation, molecular function: methyltransferase activity.
CCCUGUAGAGAUGUCCUCACAUCCCCACUGUGCUGGCAGCACUCCAUUCUGCUGAACAGGUUCAGCCCAUGCACUGAGCUGGAGAACAGCUUGUGUGUGCAGGGAUAUCACCCUGCCUUCCAAGGAGGUUUGCCCUAUCUUCCAGCAGCAUUUAAGUGCUACAUCAGGAGAACUCCUGGGAAAUUCCCUGCUCAGAAACACCAGGCUGGUAAACUGAAGGAGUAUUACCUGCUGAAUGCGGCUUCACUGCUGCCGGUGCUGGCCUUGGAAGUGAAGGAUGGGGAAAAUGUUUUGGAUCUCUGUGCUGCACCUGGGGGUAAAUCAGUGGCUAUCCUGCAGUGUGCCUGUCCAGGUCAGUUUCACUGCAAUGAAUAUGAUGAUUUGAGGGCAAGAUGGUUGGAAGAGACCAUAGAAUCCUUCAUCCCAGAACCUUUGAUUAACUCGAUAAUGGUCUCCAAACUGGAUGGCAGACACAUUGGAGAUCUUAAACCUGAAUUAUAUGACAAGGUACUGGUUGAUACUCCUUGUUCAAAUGACAGAAGUUGGCUUUUCUCUUCUGAUAUUCAUCAAGCUACACUCAGGGUGAUCCAAAGGAAGGAAUUAUCAUGUGUACAAUUCCAGCUUCUGAGGUCUGCUAUUAAAGCACUGCGUCCUGGUGGAUCCUUGGUGUAUUCUACAUGCACUCUCUCAAAGGCAGAAAACAGUGAUGUGAUAAACCUCAUUCUAAACUCCUGCAGCAAUGUUAUGCCUGUGGAUAUAAGUGAAAUGGGCAGAGCUGUUUCUCAGGAAUUCACUCUUCUUGAUGGCUUGCAGCAGCAUGAACUUCUGGUGCUUCCAGAGAGAGGGAGAGCGUGGGGUCCAACGUACGUGGCUAAAUUAAAGAAAAUCUAGUCCACCUGGUGCCUGUUGGCUCUUUGUAAGGAAUAUAUGAUAAAUUAAUAUUGAUUUAGAGUAUAGGAUGUGUAUAUGAACAUGUUCAAGGCAACUGAAUUUAGAGCAUUGCUGCCUAAUAAAAAGGAAGCUAGAUAUUUAACUUA